AAGACCACUGCAAACUCCAAUUCUUAAGGCCUGUUGCUACAAGGUUUACUCCAGUGGAACUUGCAUUUCUUGCAGAAUAUGCGAAGACAAUGAGCCCAGUUGCAAAGGCACUUGAUGUUCUUCAAGGUGAAACCAGUGUGCAGAUGGGAUGGUUGGUCCCCACCAUAACUCUACUAAGGACCAAGCUCCAGCAACUUAACAUUGCCUCCAAGUUCUGUGAGCCUUUGAUUGCUGCACUUCUUUCAGGCCUAGAAAAACGCUUCGGAGAGAUGCUUACAGAUCCAGAGCUGAUAGCCGCAGCCAUUUUAGUUCCCAAAUUUAAGACCUGCUGGACAAGUGACGAGAAUAUCCUCAAACUUGGCCUUGACUAUAUCAGAAGCCACUUGGACUGUCAGGCCGAGAAUCACAUCAGUGAGGGCUCCCAAUCAUCUGAGGAAGAGGACUUCUUUUCCUCCUUGAAGAAGACCAGCCCUCUUGAAACGACCCAGCAGUUGGAUGCGUACCUGGGGUGCCCAAGAGACACAGCAGAGGUACUGAAGUCCUUCCCAGCUGUGUGCCAGUUAUCACUUAAGCUUAAUACGGCACUCCCUGCUUCAGCAGCCUGUGAAAGACUGUUUACUGUUGCAGGGCUGAUCUUUAGGCCAAAAAGAGCACACACUGGCUCAAAGAACUUUGAGAACCAGCUGCUUUUGCGGCUGAACAAAGCCUAUUGGUAA
This is a messenger RNA of Pygocentrus nattereri (red-bellied piranha), 716 nucleotides long. RefSeq lists its product as uncharacterized. The record is from RefSeq and is a predicted model, not a curated record. NCBI's taxonomy places the organism in Eukaryota, Metazoa, Chordata, Actinopteri, Characiformes, Serrasalmidae. The transcript is spliced from 3 exons. The coding region runs from base 90 to 716 and encodes 208 amino acids.